Molecule: messenger RNA, 3126 nt
Organism: Fimicolochytrium jonesii
Lineage: Eukaryota; Fungi; Chytridiomycota; Chytridiomycetes; Spizellomycetales; Powellomycetaceae
Product: ras guanine nucleotide exchange factor domain-containing protein
Exons: 19
Coding region: 133-2805 (890 amino acids)
Biological process (GO): Ras protein signal transduction; positive regulation of GTPase activity
Cellular component (GO): plasma membrane
Molecular function (GO): guanyl-nucleotide exchange factor activity; protein binding
Source: RefSeq, a predicted model, not a curated record
CCCUCUUUCAAGAGCUUCCCAAUGCGUAUUGAAACUUGCACGCAAGGCCCUCACCCUCUUCCUAGCCUUCCUGCGCCCACUGGACUAACAAAUAUAUGUAGAUCACUUCGACAGGCAUAGCAGCGUCCAGGAAUGAGCACCGUUAUAGGGUUACUGACAGAGAGGGAUGCGCGAGGCCUUUCAGAAUACAUCGAGUCGCUGAAGGAUGUCCAAGAUGAGCACGAUGUCAACACCUACAAGCCGAACCGACCGGAAACUGAAGGGGAAAGUCUAACCGCUCCGACAGAUGACGAAGGUCCCGAUUCUCGUCGGCCGCCUCGGAUUCGCACCGGUAGUCAUGAGUCGUCGAAGUCCGUUGAAUUGGAAGAAUUGAACAGAGCAGACUCGGAAGGGAACACGCCCGUUCAUUUCGCUGUAACAUCGAAUUUGGAGUGUCUUGACGUACUAUUAUCAGAGCCAAGCAUAGCCGUUAAUUCGCCAAACACGAGUGGUGCGACACCACUCCAUAUUGCGGCCGCCGAAGCCGACAUGGCGAUAGUUAAGCGCCUGAUACGCGCUGGUGCCAAUGCUCAAGUCGCAGAUUCAGAGGGGAAGCGACCAGCAGAUUGUGCCACAGACCCGGAAAUCCGAGCGUACUUGACAGAGCAGAUUGCGGUGCCAAGGCCUGUCCCUCCAAAGCGAAAGAGCUCCCAUCUCAUCGAGCUGGAAUCACAACUACCGCAAGACUUCAACACAUUGAAAGCGCUAUGCAUAGAUCUCGUUGUGUCGCAGAGUGUCUUCCAGGCUAGAUGCAAGGAAACAGUCCGACAAUUGCUCGAAGAGAAGCACGUUGCUUUGCAUAAGAAUCGACUAUUAGAGGCAGCAGCGGGGAUCCAGGAUAAAGAAACCAGCGAACGCUUCAUUGAUCAACUCCACUCGCUGCAAGAUCACAUCGAGAAACAGGCCAACACUAUAUCGUAUCUUGAGACCAGUCUCCAGCUAUUCGAAUAUGCGGCAGCGCAACAGGACGAGUACUACCGGAAAAACAUGGCGGAUCUGACAAAGCAGCACCACAGCCAGUUGCAGGCCAUCAUGCGGCGGAGUGAGGAGACUGAAAGCUCAUUUAUGGCAUAUCAGAAAGCGCAUUCUCUUGAAACAGCCGAGCUUCAAAGACUGCGAACGGAAUCCAAUCUACAGGACAAAGCGAGAGAAACAAUGCCCAGAUCCACCGCAAUUCCCGCCGAGCAACGCACGCUGCUUGCAGAAACACAGACUCUCCGCAAGCAACUGUCUGAUGUAAUUGCGGAGAAGGUCGCUGUCGAUGAGCGGCUGAAGUUGACCGAGAAGCUAAAGGCGCUGAGCGAGGAGGAGACGGUCGCACUUCGAGAAGAUAUGGGCAAGCUCCGCCAAAGGAUGCAGCAAGAGGUCCUCAAACAACUGCAAACAACACGAGAGGCAAAAGAUGACGUGGAUGAGUCCAGCGGGAACAUCGUCUUCAUCCGCGGUGAAGGUGGCCAGAAACGUCUGAAAGGAGGAACGCGAGAAAAGCUUUUAGAGCGGCUGAUAGAUCCUGCUGUCCAUGAUCACCAUUUCCAGGAGACGAUUCUGCUUACACAUGGAUCGUUCAUGUCCACCGGCGAAAUGCUGGAAGCGAUUCUUGCCAAAUACCGGGAGAUUGCGAAAGGCAAAGAUGAAGAAGCUUCCUUGCAGUCGCCUAUCCUGCUUCGCAUCGUCAACCUACUGAAGUUCUGGAUUGAGCAUCAUUGGAGGGAUUUCGAGGAUGAUGAAAAUCUGAAGAAGGUGCUCGGGGACUUUAUCGAGGACUCGUUCAAAGAGAGCAAGAUGGGUCUCGGUCUGCGAAUAGCUUUUGAACGCAAGACCUCCGAAGUGAUGGAAUCGGAAGACCUCUUGCCGGUGGCACCUAAGCCGCUACUCCCAAAGUUUCUAGCGAAACGGUACUCCCAAGACGUUUCAUCGAGCCUCAUGUCAGGCAGCAGCAAAACGCUGUCGAUACUUGCCGAUAAGCCGAGCGGCUGGGUGCCGUUUGGAGGGGGGAAAGGCAGCAAAGUUCUGGAAGGAGUGGAAGAGGUUAAACUGAGGUUCCUGGACCUGGAGGCUAUUGAGCUGGCAAGACAACUGACGUUACUGGAGUUUGACCUGUUCAAGAGCAUACGGUCCAGCGAAUAUCUGGAUUUGAACUGGAUAGGCGACAACAGAGAGACCGACGCCCCGAACAUCUUACGGAUGACAAGGUGGUCGAAUCAUGUUGUCCAAUGGCUUGUCACCGAGAUAGUGACCGCGAAGGAUAAUGUGAAGACACGUGCUGCAGUCUUUGAGAAGACUGUCGCGUUAGGGCAGGCUCUCGACAAGUUGAAGAACUUCAAUGGAGUGAAGGAGAUUGUAGCUGCCCUGCAAACGUCAUCGGUGUAUAGAUUGAAAAAGACCAAAGAGGCUGUGAGCAGCAAGUAUAUGCGCAUGUACGACGAGCUCGUGAAAUCUGUUUCUAGCGAGUUGAAUUACAAGCAUCUGCGAGCUGCAAUACGCGCCAGCGAUCCGCCCCUGAUUCCCUUCCCUGGACUAUAUCAAGGUGACCUGGUCUUCAUCGACACCUGCCAAAAGAACAAAAUCGACGGCGGUCUAAUUAAUUACCAGAAACUCGAGUCCAUAUCUCGGACGCUGAUGGAAUUAGAAGCAUAUCAACAAGUGCCGUUUGCGUUAGAACCCAUCACCGAGAUCCAGGAUUACAUCCGAAAUCAUGUCAACCUCGAUGACGAUCAGGCCUACAAUGCCUCGCUGGCCUGUGAGGCUAAACCUGGAGCGAGCUGAGGAUCGGCGUCACUUUCAACAACUCCUUCAUUCCCACGGUCUUCUCAUAUACGGCCAUACUGCAGAUGCGACUACCCACCAUUGCCCUGCACAGGUCCACCACCUCUUGACAGCUCAAUAGCCUAUGGCGUAUUUGGCUGGAGUAUCCAAACGCAUGUACCCGCCCGAACACGCCCCACCGCAAUCACCUCACCAAUGCUUGUGCACGAACUCUCUCAUAGUAGAUUUACAAGUUGCCAUCAUCGGCGACGCCUCAGGCAGAGGUACAAUGAUGUGGAUGGCAGAUAACCACCACGGAAAAUGGGAUGGGGUGAAAUCUAG